Molecule: messenger RNA, 663 nt
Organism: Didymosphaeria variabile
Lineage: Eukaryota; Fungi; Ascomycota; Dothideomycetes; Pleosporales; Didymosphaeriaceae
Exons: 2
Coding region: 1-663 (220 amino acids)
Source: RefSeq, a predicted model, not a curated record
AUGCCCCAGGGAUAUCCCAACGCCGUUGCCUCACCCGCGGACCCUAGCCCGUCGGGUCUCAAUCCAGACAAGCUCCAGCCUCUUGGAGCGACGUCCCCAGGAUCUUCCGGUGCCAGUUCCUCGUCCGAGGAAUCUAGCUCUCAGGCACCUUUCCGCCCAAAAGAGGUAUUUCCUGAUGACGAAGAGUCAGAACCGUUACUUCCUUCCCAGCCUGACGACGAGUCUGGGAGCUCUUCCGGGGAACCUAGCUCUCAGGCACCUGCCGAAUCAAGUGAAUUAUCUCCCCCUGAAGACGAAGAGUCAAAAGCAGCACUUCUUGAAGAUCGUUACGUGAGAUCUUCUGACGAAGAUGUGGAUCCCAAUGACGAUUCGUGGCCCUCGUCAGAGUCCGACGACACCCAAACACUAGAAAAUAUGGAUCCAAACGAUGGACCAACACUACCUAAGAAUGUGGAAAGUGCCAGGGGCCUUCCCGAGCGAUUGACCGGGACAACGGCAGCUAUGGAAAAAAUAGCCAUUGCGCAGGGUUCAUCGUACGCGGGGGGGCCGAGCUCGCGGCGGCAGCAGCAGCAACCUCCGGAGGGCUCUUCGGGCAAGGGUAAAGCUAAAGUUGAAGAGCCCCCCAGCAGUGAUGGUGAGACUGACGACGAGGACGACAGUUGA